Molecule: messenger RNA, 2016 nt
Organism: Fusarium falciforme
Lineage: Eukaryota; Fungi; Ascomycota; Sordariomycetes; Hypocreales; Nectriaceae
Product: HET domain-containing protein
Exons: 2
Coding region: 1-2016 (671 amino acids)
Source: RefSeq, a predicted model, not a curated record
AUGCUUUGUGCAAUGUGCAUGUCCAUCUUCUUCAGGGGCACCUUGAAUGGCCCUCACCAUCCGGACGAACAAAGUCUACUCACAGCUGCCAAGAACGGUUGCAGGAUGUGUCUCCAUGUCCACUCAACAUCCAACAACGACUUCGCAUCACCAUUGGAAUAUGCCAUCGAUUGGGAAAUUGGACUUGAGAUGCAUUACUUGAUUUUGAUCUCCUCCAGAACCACACACAAAGAAGUGACUGCCUCGCAAGAGUGGCAAUUCUAUGUAAAUACCUCAGCAGACGCCAACGCACCGCCUGGAUACGACGAAUUUCUUAGCCAGGUCACUGCCGACCUGGAAUCGGACCCUUGUAGAGUCCGAAGCGAGCUCCCUCCUCUCAGAGACAUCCCGGAUAGCACGGGUCACGAGAAUGUAGCCAAGUUGGCCAAGCACUGGUUAGAGAAUUGCAAAGCCGAUCAUGAGUGCGAACAGCGAUGCCGACAGCAGCAUGAAAAUUGGCAUCCCGGGCGUCUCAUCGAAGUCGGAACCCCUCAUCAGCAGCCACGCCUGGUUAAUCGAGAAGGCGCCCAAUUUGAAGGCGGUUACGCCGCUUUGAGUCAUUGUUGGGGACCGAAUCCCGACUUCCUGAUGCUCCAAACUGACAAAGAGAGCGAGUUCCGACGAGAAAUCCCAAUGGAAAAACUCCCUGCUAGUUUCCGCGACGCCAUCAUCACUUGCCGUCGGCUGGACAUCCCAUACCUUUGGAUCGACUCUCUUUGCAUCAUACAAGACUCUCACUCUGACUGGCUCUUGCAGUCAGAAGAAAUGUUCAAGGUCUAUCUCAACUGCGAGCUCAACAUCGCCAUUGACGCUUCAGCGAGUGCCCACGAAGGAGCCUUCCGUGAGAGGGAUCCGAGGUAUCUACAAGACUGCUGUGUCUGGACACCCUUUUUCAAGCCGCAGAGGCAAAAUGCCCAGUUUGUCCCCGAUGAAAAUGAAUUCAAGAAUGGGAUAAAUCUCUGCGAGGUAUACACUGUGGAUGAUUUCGCCUGGGCACGAGAAGAGGCUCCCCUCACGAAAAGAGCAUGGAUCUUUCAGGAGAGACUCCUUUCACCCAGAACCUUGUACUUUUCCUCAGAUCGCAUUUCGUGGGAAUGUGGCCUCAAAAGAUCAAUCACGGAAUACCUCCCCUUCAGCAAUGACAAUGCCCAAGGACGAGGAUUCGACGUCAACUUUGUCGCCGUGUAUAACAUCCGGGAAGAUGGCGACCUUUUCGACUUCUACCGAGAUUUUGUGGAUAUGUACACGGACCGUGAGCUCACGUUCCCUGUCGCAGACAAGCUCGUUGCGUUCGCGGCUGUCGCCAGAAGGUGUGCGUCCUGGUUCAAGGGUGACUACUGCGCCGGCAUCUUUCGUGACACCAUGCCUUGGGGGCUCCUCUGGCAUGCCUCUUCGACCGGGUGGAUGGCAAGAUCCCAGACAUGGCGGGCCCCAUCUUGGAGUUGGGCAAGCAUGGACUGUCGCGUAAGGGGUGACCUCAUCCCGAGCGAGCAGAAUACGGACCUGGCCAAGAUGGUGGAUGUGUCCGUGGAACUAGUCGACCCCAAUAACCCGUUUGGUCAAGUCAAGUCUGCCUCGCUGACUUUGACGGGACCUCUAGUCACUAUCAAUGCAUUAGUAUUUUCGGAUUGCCAGACUAUUCAGGAGGAUCUACCCCCAAGAAUCGGCUGGGAAAAUGGUACAUCUGCUCUUGGGCAUCAUUUCGAACUAAAGCCUGAUGAGAGUUUCGGGUCGGAUGGGGAUGAUUCCAUUAACACAUGGCUCUCAACACACAAAGACGCGUUUUUUCUUGCUGUUGGAGAGUCUCAGUACGUGAGAACAAAAGACGAAUUUCCAAAAACUUAUGGUCUUGUCUUGAAAAAACUGGAGGACGGGAAUUACCUUCGGGAAGGCCAAUGGGACGGGAGAUUUGGGUUCGUGGACAUGCAUGCUCAGACGGCAUGUGAAUUUCGCACCGAAACCAUUACGAUACUAUAG